Aphis gossypii (cotton aphid) is the source of this 4172-nucleotide messenger RNA. RefSeq lists its product as uncharacterized. The record is from RefSeq and is a predicted model, not a curated record. Bases 265 to 1191 code for a protein of 308 amino acids. NCBI's taxonomy places the organism in Eukaryota, Metazoa, Arthropoda, Insecta, Hemiptera, Aphididae. Gene Ontology annotation, biological process: lipid metabolic process. Gene Ontology annotation, molecular function: oxidoreductase activity, acting on the CH-CH group of donors. The transcript has 6 exons. Gene Ontology annotation, cellular component: membrane.
AAAGUUCAAACAAUAAAACUGAUAAUAUUAAAUAUUUUGAUCUCAAAAAUUGAAUAUCUGAAAUCUGAAUGACCGAUUUCCAAAAUUGUCGAUUAUUGGUUAUUAGUUGUUAAUUUUUAUUCCUGCUUAUUUUUAAAUAUCUAUGUCAUUAUUGCAUUACGAUGAAAUUGAGUGGCGAUACCGUCUUACCUAAUCGGGUACUCACAACUCAUUGUUAUAUGAGAGCACUAUGUAACAUUGCAUACUUGUAGAUGAGCCGUCAAAAUGACAGUCGCGGUAUUGGAUAAAUAUCAUUUGGGCAUUAGUGCCAUUGUUGUUGUGGCUAUGCAACUUUUAUUUUUCACUAUUGCUGUCACAUUUCAGUAUGAUAAAGUGGCUGACUUUGCUGGUGGUAUAAGUUUCAUUUUAGUGGCUGUGCUAACAUAUGGAUUAGCUCAGACGCAUGAUAAUCGACAAUUUAUGGUAACAUUAUUUGUAUGUAUUUGGGGUGCCCGGUUAAGUUCUUAUUUGUUUUAUCGUAUAAUAAAAAUUGGAAGAGAUGCUACUUUUCCAGACAGACGCAGCAAUAUGAUUCGCUUUGCUGUGUUUUGGACAUUUCAAGCUAUUUGGGUGCUUGUUGUUAGCUUGCCUGUUAUUGUUAUCAAUGCGCCCCAUAACUCCAUAAAAGCUGGAGCACCUAAAACAAUGACAACAUUGGAUACUGUUGGCUGUUGUGUAUUCAUUUUUGGUUUUAUUAUUGAAACUUUUGCUGAUUUACAAAAGUAUGCAUUUAGAAGUGAAGAAACAAAUAAAGGAAAGUGGUGUGAUGAUGGUUUAUGGAGUAUGUCUAGACAUCCAAAUUAUUUUGGAGAAAUAGUAUUAUGGUGGGGUGUUUUUAUUGUGUCAUUAAAUGUGAUUGAAGGCCCAGAGUAUAUUGUGGUUGUAUCUCCAAUUUUCACGACAUUCAUUAUACUUUUUCUCUCUGGUAUUCCACAUUUAGAACGAGUUUCGGAUCAUAGAUUUAGAAACAAUACUCAUUAUCAGCUAUACAAACGAUCCACUUCACCAUUAAUACCUAUACCGCCAUCUCUUUAUAUUGAAGUGCCUGGUUUUAUUAAAAUGCUUUGUUGUUGUGAACUACCUUUAUAUAAUUGGAUGAGAGCACAUCCUUCAGAUCCUCCAGAAGCAGCUCCAGCUCCAAAAUCAUCCUAGCAAAAAAAGGGAGCGGGUGUAACUAUGGUACAGAUUACAGAUCGCUCCCAAGAAGGUCCUGUGUACUCCACAGCUACCACAUACGUCUAAAAUAUAAAGUAUCUAUAAAAAUAUUUAUAUGGUUAUGAAUAUUAAAAAACAAAAAGGAAUUUAGGCAGUAAAGGUAUCAUUAAAUAGGUAUUUAUUAAAUAAUCAAUGUACUAUACUACUUAUUUUUAGCUUAUUUAUGAUAAAAUUACUAUUAGUAAAUCUUAUUUUUUAUUCUUAACACAUUUUUUAUUUUUAUUUUUUAGUUGGUUACCUACUUAAAAGAAUUUUUGUAUGUGAGUGUAUAAGUCAUUAAAUAUCAUAUUGUUGUGAUGCCACAGUUCUACUAUUAAAGUGUUAACUUAUAAAGGUAUUUAUAGGUAUUUAAGGUUUGGAAAAUGAGCUCCAACCAUGUAAGGAUGUAAAAAUAAUUUAAAUAAAUGUUAAUGAUACAUAGUUUUACAAUAGAAACACUAAUGAUUCAUAAAAAUACACCUUUUAGAUUUAACAAAUGUAAUAACCUGAAACAUACACGAAAGGAUUAUAAAAUUGUUUUUUAAAUAUUUUUAUAGAUAUUAAUAACUAUAUUAUUCUACAACUUUUAUUUAUUACUUAAAUUGCCUACAUAAUGAUUAAUCAAUUAAAUCAACUUAUCAACUAUCAAAGUCUAUUCUAGAUUAAAUUUUAUUCUUAUACUUGUAAAUUGUCACUAUCAUAUACAUUUUAAAUAAAAAGAGUAAAUUAAUAUUAAUCUGAAAUAAAAGAAAUAAUUACAUAUAUUUUAAAGUUAAAUGAGUCAAUACUGUUUAGUUUUUCUGUUUGUAUUUAUUUUUAGUUUAAUAUUGUUUAGAUUGAGCUGUCUACAAGAUCUUAGGCUAAAGCAUUAUAAGAACAAAAUCAAAAGUACUUUUAAGACUACUUACUUAACAGUUAACAUUAACAUACUUAACUUAAUUUACACAUCUCAAUAAAUAUUAUGAAAAUGUUGUAUUAGAGGCCGUAAGGCAUAUGCAUUCAUAUUAAAUAUUAAUAUAAUAUUAUAGUCUAAUUUUAUACAUUUCUUAAUGUAAGUUUACCAAAAUAUUUUUUUUUAAGUCUGACAGUUAAUCAUAAUUAGCAAUACUUGCACUCAAUAAAAAAGUAGUUAUGUGCCUUUUAUUUCAUAAUAUUUGAUAGUAAAUUAGAUUUAGCUGAUGCUUUGAGAUAGUCAAAAGUUUAAAAUUACCACAAACUUUUCAAAAUAAAUAAUAAUAAUAAAUGUUAUUUUAAAAUGGUACCUAUUACACAAUUAAAAUUUCAAAACAUUUUGUCUAAUAUUAAUAUAUUAACACUACAAACUUAUUUAUAUUAUUCUAUGGUACAUUUGUGUUCAUUUAAAACAAUAAAAAAAUAAUAUAAUAUAUUAUAUUAAAUUUUUAUUAUUAUUUUAUAUCAUAUUAUGAUAUAAAAUUUUAAAAAUUAAUUAAUGUUUUUGGAAAAAAUAGUUCAACUUCUGAUUUACUUAAAGUUAUAUAAAUAAACAAUAAACAAAAUAUCCUUGGAGCCAUGAGGUGGAUCCAACUUCUCCAUUCAGAAUCAUUGAUCUUAUUCAAUGAUUUAUCAUACUCAUUGAUUUCAAAUUUAACACAUCUACUAUAGACAGUCACCUACUCAAUGAUAAGAUGUAUCUUAUUUUUAUUAUUUAAAUUAUUCGCACAAUUAUAUAUUAAUAAUAAUAGUAAUAAUAGUAUUUAUUUUUAGUAUUUUCAAUAUUAUUUAUAAGAUUGGACUCUUGUUAAAUAAUUUUAUUAAUAAUUAUUUGUAAUUUUUCGCUGGCCUAUUUUAAGGCCUAUUUAGUUGAAUUUGAAGUUUUUAAAUUAUUUAAUUGAAUUUUUGAAGUAUUAAUCUAUUAUAAAUAUCUACUAAACUAUCUGAAAAUAGAAGCAUAUUUAAUAGUAUUGUUAGCCAUACCAGGUUACAUUACAAUCCACUUUAUAUUUAAUAAACGAGUUUACAAUUCUUUAAACGUGAUUUAGUGGCCGAUGAUUAGACCAUUAAAUUAAUCAAUUUUUUAUGCAACCUGGCAUAUAUGUAUCUUGUCAUGUAUCUAUUAGCCAAUUGGUUUAAUUUACUUUUAUUUAGGUAUUGAUUAUUCAAAAAUACAUAAAAGCAAUAGUAUCAAUUAUUUGGUAUUCCUAAAGAAUAUAAAUAGCUCAAAAUAAAUUGUUCAGUUAUAAUAAUUUAAAUAAGUUUUAAAGAGUUGCGUAUAAUUUGUGAUAUUAGAAUUAUUUCUUGAUCUGUGAUUACUUAAAUAUUUCCUUUACAAUUAUUUUAGAUACUUUUGAGAGCUUUCCAUAGUAUAUAAUUUAUCAUAUAUUAUAAUAUAUUACAUAAAUAAUUAAUAAAUAAAUUGUAAUAAUUGUUUAGUCAAAUUAAUCAUAUAUUAUUUGAACUUUAUACCUGAAGCAUGCAAAAAUAAGUCAAAUGAUUUCUAAGUGUAUUUUGUGUACAGGGAAUAUUGAUGAAUGAUGUUAAGAUUAUAAUAUUAAUUAUUGUUUAAAAAGUAAAGUUAGACUCUUAAACUAAAAUAUUUGACUUGUUCUUACAAUUUUUGUAUAUUUUCACAUAUUAUCACAUUUUAAUAUUUAAAUUGUAAGCUUACAUUUUCUUAUGACACCAUAUGCACCAUAUAUUUUUACUGUAGUAAAAGUGUGCAAACUUAUUCAAUAAAUAUUUUAUUUUCCUUCUUACUAUUUAGAAAAUAAAAGAUAGUAACAAAUUAAUUGUAAUACAUUUUUAAUUAUGUAAUGAAUCAUAUCUUAGUUAUACUACUAUUUACUUAUGUAUUAAAUGUUUACAAAUUAUAGUUUUAAUAUCAAUAAUAUUAAUAUAGCUUUAUCUAUAAUUAAGAAAUGUUAUUUCAUAUUAAAUAUGUUCUCAUAAUUUAAAAUAAUAAAUACUAUAUUCAUCUGUUA